This is a messenger RNA of Lepisosteus oculatus (spotted gar), 517 nucleotides long. RefSeq names its product fatty acid-binding protein 1, liver. Gene Ontology annotation, molecular function: fatty acid binding. Gene Ontology annotation, cellular component: nucleus; cytosol. Gene Ontology annotation, biological process: fatty acid transport. The record is from RefSeq and is a predicted model, not a curated record. NCBI's taxonomy places the organism in Eukaryota, Metazoa, Chordata, Actinopteri, Semionotiformes, Lepisosteidae.
CAGCGGGCCUGAGGUCAUCCGACCGCCCCGGCGCGCCGCCCCCCCGCCCUAUAAACCACCCGGUCCCUGCGCGCUCCCGCCGCCCGACCGCAGCGAUGGCGUUCACCGGGAAAUACGAGCUGGUGUCUCAUGAGAACUUCGAGCCCUUCAUGAAGGCGAUCGGGCUCCCGGACGAGCUGGUCCAGAAGGGCAAGGACAUCCGGAGCGUCUCGGAGAUCGAGCAGAGCGGCGACUCCUUCAAGGUGACGGUGACCACAGGCAGCAAGGUGCUGGUGAACCAGUUCACUCUGGGCCAGGAGAGCGAGCUGCAGACGCCCACGGGCGAGAAGGUCAAGGCUGUGGUGACGAUGGAGGGAGGGAACAAGCUCAAGGUGUGUCUGAACGGGAUCAAUUCGGUCACAGAGCUGUGUGGAGACCAGAUCAUCAAUACCAUGACCCUCGGAGGCAUUGUGUACAAAAGGAUAAGCAAGCGCAUUUAGAGCCGAGUGGGCGUGUCAAUAAAGCACGAGAGCGAUCA